Engraulis encrasicolus (European anchovy) is the source of this 3379-nucleotide messenger RNA. RefSeq lists its product as uncharacterized. Gene Ontology annotation, cellular component: extracellular region. Gene Ontology annotation, molecular function: calcium ion binding; serine-type endopeptidase activity. The record is from RefSeq and is a predicted model, not a curated record. Gene Ontology annotation, biological process: proteolysis. The coding region runs from base 95 to 3379 and encodes 1094 amino acids. The transcript is spliced from 17 exons. NCBI's taxonomy places the organism in Eukaryota, Metazoa, Chordata, Actinopteri, Clupeiformes, Engraulidae.
AACUGCACUCUCACUCUCUUUUACUAGGCAGUUCAUUAAACUCCCCCUGCAUCUGAUGUCUCUGAGAGGGCAUCGAAGAUAAAAAGCUAAAGUGAUGAAGGAACUGGCCAUGUCUGAGAUCAUCUGGAGUUUAUGUUUCUUCCUGCUGCUUCACGUUACUUCUGCAGAUGUCUUCCUCCAGAGUCAGGAUGCCAGUGAGGUGCUGAAGCGUCUGAAGCGAGCGAACAGCCCGUUUGAGGAGUGGCGGCAAGGCGAUAUGGAACGGGAGUGCAUAGAGGAAGUUUGCAACCAUGAGGAGGCCAGAGAAAUAUUUGAGGAUGAUGUGAAAACGGAAGCAUUUUGGAAUGUCUAUUUUGAUGGUGAUGCUUGUUUAUCCACGCCAUGUCUGAAUGGUGGGAAGUGUAAAGAUGGAAUUGGGAACUAUAACUGCUUCUGCCAACCGGAAUAUCAUGGCUACAACUGUGAAUUUGCGAUCCCUCAACUCUGUGAAAACAAGAAUGGGGGCUGUGACCACUUCUGCAACGUCAUUGAUGGGACAGUGCAAUGCUCAUGCGCAAAGGGCUAUGAGCUGGUCAAUGGCAAAAAAUGCCACUCUGAUGAUCCCUUUAAAUGUGGAGUUAUCAUAAAGGGUUCGGGCAAAGAGACGAGGACAACCUUCAGAAGAGAUCCUGACCUUGACAACAACACAACACUGAACACACUGGAGUCUACAACACAGCAACACAAUGACACACACGCACUCACACCCACGGUAGAAAGCAUAUUUGAUGGCACCAGCACCCCUUCACCUACAGAGUUUUUCGAUCCUUUUGGGGAUUAUGUGAUGCCUGAGGAGGGAGGGGACACGCGUGUGGUUGGGGGAUCCAACUGCGACCCAGGGGAGUGCCCAUGGCAGGCUCUCUUGGUGAAUGAAGAAGGGAUGGGAUUCUGUGGAGGAACCAUCCUGAACGAGUACUUCGUCCUCUCAGCUGCCCAUUGCAUGAACCAGUCCACUCACAUUUCAGUGGUUCUCGGUGAGUUCGACAUGAACAGGGACGAAGGCAGAGAAGCCAGACACGAGGUGCAGCUCUACAUCACCCACAAGCACUAUAUCCCGGCCACCUACCACAACGACAUCGCCCUCAUCAAGCUCAAGACGCCCAUCAAGUUCACCAAGUUCAUCGUCCCCGCCUGCCUGCCGGACCGCGAGUUCGCCGAGUCGGUGCUCAUGAAGCAGAGCCAGGCCAUGAUCAGCGGGUUCGGGCGUGUGCGCGAAGGCGGCCCGCAGUCCACCACCCUGCAGAAGCUCACGGUGCCGUACGUGGACCGCGCCACCUGCAUCGACUCCAGCUCGUUCAAAGUCUCCAAGCACAUGUUCUGCGCCGGCUACGACAAGGAGAACAUGGACGCCUGCCAAGGGGACAGCGGCGGUCCUCACGUGACCAAGUACGGCACAGAUCCCGGCACCUGGUUUGUGACUGGCGUGGUGAGCUGGGGGGAGGGUUGUGCCAAGGCAGGGAAGUAUGGGGUGUACACGCAAGUGUCCAAAUUCAUCACGUGGGUGAAUGGUGUGAUGGAAAAUGUUAUGAAAUUAGAUUUAAGUAACAGCAAAAGGAAAAGAGAUGUACUGCCCAGGCACAUGAUUGGCAUCACAAUGGUGUUGGGAUCUCUGAGGUGGAACAUCUUACUCUAUGGCUUCCUGUUGAGCAACUUCCAACCAACACGAGCAGCGAAGCCCGUCUUUCAGACUCAGGUUCAAGCAACCGUCUUUUUGCGCACAAGGCGGGAUAAUUCCUAUCUCUUUGAGGAGUUCUUCCAAGGAAACCUUGAGAAAGAGUGCAUGGAAGAGACAUGUACCAAGGAAGAGGCCAGGGAGUGCUUUGAGGAUGAUGUAAAAACAGAGGUCUUCUGGGCCAAAUACAUCGAGCUGAAAACUAAAUCGAGUGUCCAGGAGAACAAAGUGAUCAGCACUCAGAGACAUGGCCAAGAUGGAGACCAGUGUACCCCCAAUCCUUGCCAAAACGGAGGAACGUGUACAGACAAAGUAGGGGGUUAUAACUGCACCUGCGCAGAAUUUCACGUAGGAGCCCGAUGUGAAACGGAUAUCUCUCAGUGUCCACUUAGCGGCCCGUAUGCCUGCGAACACUUCUGCAGUCCUACCUACGGCUCGUACAAAUGCCACUGCGUGCAAGGAUACACAUUACACACAGAUGGGAAAAGCUGCAGAUCCAGGGUGAGGCAUCCAUGUGGCAGAAUACAGCUUUCCACAAACACACCCACGCAGAGUGACAGUCUGCCGGGCAAUGAGAUUUGUCCCGAUGGUCAAUGCCCUUGGCAGGUGACUCUGAUGGACAAGGAUGGCGAGGCAGUAUGCAAUGGGGUGAUUCUGGGUCUCCGGGCAGUACUCACCACGGCGACUUGCAUGAGUUCUCCCACAGACAUCACUCACGUGCAGAUUGGACAACAAUCAGCAGGCUCCAAGGGUGUCAUCAAGGUACCACUUCACGCCGUGCCUACCAUUCACAAGCGCUACGAGCCUGGUGAGCAAGAGUACGACCUUUGCUUCCUCCAUCUCAAAUCAUCACUACCGCUGGGAGAAUCCGCCAUGCCCCUCUGCCUCCCCGAAAAGGAUUUCUCUGAGAACGUCCUCAUGCAAGAGGGGUUGGAGGGGGUGGUUUCACCCGAGCACGCCCGCCACUUCUACCUGCCCCUGGCCGACUGUCGUGACCACCUGAAUGUCAGCUUUCCUCUGACCAACAAGAUGUUCUGCAUGAAAGAGCACGUCCUCAUACCAGCAAACGAGACGAGCAAAAAGGAAAGAGGCGUUCCUCGUCUAAUAAAAGAAGAGGAGCCAAAGCCCACCAUCGAAGUGCAGGUUGGUCCUCCAAGCCUGAGCAUCACUCGAGCGGCACAAGGACUGCGUCCAAGGACACAGCAGACGGUGUGGGUGAAUGAACCAGAAGAAAUGGAGGACACAGAGCCCAUUGAAAUUCCAGACGACUUUCUGGACACCCCUCUACAGGCUGUGACACUUGCUCCAUUAAACAAAAUACAGGCCGUAAAUAAAAGCCAUAUGCCCAAGCCCAAGCCCACAGCAGGAAAUGUUGUUGCCAGUGGAACUGAGACCAGUAAGACUAGGGGAUUUAGUCCCACAGUUGCUCCGGAAAAAGAGGUCGCAACCGAGAGUAAAAGAGAAACCAACUGUGGGCCUCUAUCUGGGACUCCAGUUGCAAGUGUCAAAGGUAAAACCGCCUUUGUAACAGGACUCAUGCUGAGCCAUGACUGCAGUGAAGGCCUGGUGUUCACCAAGCUCUCUCGCUUCUUGCCCUGGAUUGAAGACCUACUAGAAGAUACAAUGAAACCACCGGAGCCCAGGCAUCGGAGGACAGGGAAGAAGUAA